Molecule: messenger RNA, 2213 nt
Organism: Colletes gigas
Lineage: Eukaryota; Metazoa; Arthropoda; Insecta; Hymenoptera; Colletidae
Product: mucin-2-like
Exons: 3
Coding region: 153-728 (191 amino acids)
Cellular component (GO): cytoplasmic vesicle
Source: RefSeq, a predicted model, not a curated record
UGGAGGCCGAUGCUAGCGACCAGUUCAAUUCCAGCAGAAGGUUGCGUUGCACGUAUUUGCGACUCGUUUUCUAGCGACGAAUUUUUUCAUCGUAUCUGACUUUAAAAAGUAUAUCCCUUGUUCUCGAAAUUGCUUGCAUUCGGAUCACAAAAAUGGGACUAGUGUAUAUAACUUGCAUUCUGUUGGCUACAACAAGCUGCAGCAUUGCGGGUCACAACGUGUCUACAGGGCAAGAAGAUAAUAAAGUUGCCGUUCCUCAAACAGCGAAUCUAACUACUACGCUUGAUUCUACGGAACCAAAAAUUACGAACGAUACUCAUGGCAAAACUACCGACAAUGCUACUAUCAUUAUCCCUAUUUCUACCAAUCCUAAUAGUACCACUGUUCAAUCGACAGUAUCAUUACCACCAACACAAACCACAACAAAACCUACUGACAAACCUACAACUAACACUACAGUUGCGCCGACUACAGCUCCCGUUACUAAUGGUACUACUACUAUAACUGCUAAUACUACUACAAGCGAAAUGUCAACUGUUAUUUCAUCACCGGUCACAACUGCACUUCCUGUAUCGACAAAAGAUCCAACGCCGCCUUAUAAGGAAAGACAUUUCGAUGGCCUCAGUUUCUUAGGUGGCAUUAUCUUAGCUAUAUGUUUGAUGGGAAUUGGAGUGUUUUCAAGGAAAUUUUAUAGAACACUAAGCGAACGAAACUACCGCACGCUAUGAUGUUGCAAAAGUCACGAAUGCGAAAAUACCUUUUUUGACAAGUAAAUGCAGUUAUUUGAACUGAAAACUAUAAAUUUUACUAUAACAAUAUUGCGUAUUUUUAUAACGCACUUAAGUGUCGCGUGGUUUAAGUGCUCUUAGUAAUGUGAUGUGCAAAAUACGAGUUUCGUUUCUUUGUACCUAAUUACAAAGAUGAGUUACAUUACGAUAUUGUCUCUCCAUGUACUCGCAUGCGCAUUGUGAUAGUGAAUGCAAUUGCGAGAAAGAAAAAAUAAUAAAUGUGAAAGGGGCAAAUAGAAGGGGAAAGUAGAGAACUUAAGGGCGCGAAAGAGAAAGGUGAAAGAAACUGAACGUUACCAUGCGCAUGCGCGACUCGUGCACGAAUGUUGACGACCAAUCAAACUCGCAUUCCAUUAAAAAGAUCAAUUCUGCAAGAUAAUAAUCUACGUAUUAUUUUCCGUUUAUAAGAAACAUUUUUUAUUUUUCUUAUUUUGUACUCGUUUACGAUCUAUCGUAUGUGUGAUAAAAGCAACGGUUAAAUUAAUAUAAGAAUAAUUAAAUGUACACAGAUAUAAAGGUUCCUAUGUGUAUAUUCAUAAUGAAAACAGAUAUAAGAGAAGACUACUUUCAUCUAUAGAUAAAGUAAAAAGUUUAAUCGAAGAGCGAGCCCUGUGGAAUAAACAGGGAUAUCGCUUUGGUGGGUUCAAAGUUAUUAUAUUCGUUUAAUUCAAAGCUAUCCUCGUCACGAAGAUGAUAUUUAGUUAGAAAUUUUUGGCAAUGAUGACGAUGUUCUGUGCCAUUCAAAUGAAUGAAAUUACGUUCAUACGUGUAAAGUAUAGAUGCACCUACAAAUGAUUUUAUCCUAUAAUACCGUUGCGAAACCUUCAUACGAUUUAAUGAAGAGAUGAAACUUCUGAAUCUCGACCUUCGUACCUGUUGGAAGAUAUAGUUCUAUAAUAAUUGAUAAACAUUGAAACUGACUUUGAGCAUAUAAAGAACUUUGUAUAUGCCUUUUAACGUUUCACGUAGCAAUCAAUCAAAUGACGUAUAUUUUUUAUUUGUAUUCUUUUUUGUUUUCUUUUCCUUAAUAAUAAUAAGUUAAAAAUGAAUAGAGCUUAAUCCUUAUUUUUUAUUUACGGCAAACGUUUUGUUUUAAUUUAAUUAAAAUAAUUACCAACGCGACUAUGGAUGUACUGCGACCGUGGCCAAUAAUAACAUUGGCUCCUAAAAUUUCUUUUGUACUUUCCAAUACAGUCAUGAUACGUUCGAUAUUGUCUGGUAAAGAGUUGAAGCAUUUACGCGCAGAAUGAUAGUUUUCCCACAACAGUUUUCCUAUAAUGUGCACCAAACGUUUACUUGAAAAUUGUACAGUUACGCAACGAGUUUACCAGCAUUCGGAGGAACACACGAUAUCUAAAUAAGUAACUUUGGAAACAUAUUAAAACGAGAGACAGGAUUUACUAUUAUACGCAAAGCAGCCUAAAU